AUGCCAAUUCCCUUCCUAAUGUACGUCAUCGGCCACGGUCCGCCGGACUGGCUUCGCGACAACGCAUACACCAUCAUAACCGUCGCGACGACCGUAACAUUGCUUUACUUCUUCAAGAGAUGGACGUCUGGGCAGUUGAAUCCCUCGGAAAAGAAUCUCCACGGCAGAGUGGUUAUGUUUACUGGUGGCACAUCGGGAAUCGGUGCGUUAGCGGCCCAGGAAAUGGCGGCUCGAGGUGCUCAAAUAAUCCUCUUGACACACACACCGCCUUCCGAUCUCUUUCUUGUUGAAUACAUACAAGACAUGCGCGACCGAACCAAUAACCAGUUGAUUUACGCCGAGCAAGUCGACCUAUCGAGCUUACAUAGCGUCCGAAAAUUUGCGACAAAGUGGAUUGACAAUGCGCCGCCACGGAGGUUGGACAUGAUUGUGCUCUGCGCUGCAACAAUGACACCGCCGGGGGGCAAGAGGCAGGAAACGAAGGAAGGCAUCGAAGAGACAUGGAUGGUGAACUAUUUGGCCAAUUUCCACCUGCUGGGGAUAUUGAGCCCUGCAAUCAAGGCCCAGCCGUUUGAUCGAGAUGUGAGGAUCAUCAUGGCGACGUGCUCGUCGUACAUUGGAUCACCUUCGUUGAAGGAACCCGUCGUCGAUAGAAAUUGGUCUCCGUCUACGGCUUACGCUAGAAGCAAGCUUGCCCUUACCGUGUUUGGCCAAGCAUUUCAGAAGCACCUUGACACCUACAAACGCCCCGACCAGCUUCCAAUGAACGCCAAGGUCAUUUUUGUUGACCCUGGCCUGAGUCGAACGCCAGGAAUGCGACGCUGGCUAACAAGAGGGUCCCUGUUUGGCCUGGCCAUCUAUGUCGUUGGGUAUGCGUUUCCGUGGCUUUUGCUCAAGUCGCCAUUUAGAGGCGCGCAAUCUAUUCUUUACGCAGCCAUGGAAUCUAGCUUAGCCGUAGGUCACGGGGGCAGGCUGAUAAAGGAAUGCAUGGAGGUGGAUUUUGCUCGCAGCGAUGUGAGAGACGACGAAGUGGCCAAAAAAUUGUGGGAGGAAAGUGAUGCAUUGAUUGAAAGGACAGAGAAGGCGUCGGCGAAGGCCAGGGCUGUUGAAAAGGCGGCAAAGGAUAAGGAAGAUGAGAACAAGAAGGAACAAGAAAAAAUCGAAGAGAUUGAGGGGUUGGUUGAUACGAUUCGAAAGGGCAAACAGAAACAACAACAAAAGCAGGAGAAGGAGAAUCAAAAGUUGAAGGGCGGGAAGAAUAAACCGUAA
Messenger RNA from Metarhizium brunneum ARSEF 3297, 1269 nucleotides. RefSeq lists its product as uncharacterized. The record is from RefSeq and is a predicted model, not a curated record. Lineage: Eukaryota; Fungi; Ascomycota; Sordariomycetes; Hypocreales; Clavicipitaceae.